This is a messenger RNA of Triticum turgidum subsp. durum (durum wheat), 1500 nucleotides long. Lineage: Eukaryota; Viridiplantae; Streptophyta; Magnoliopsida; Poales; Poaceae. The record is from the annotation of a GenBank genome assembly.
AUGGCGGCGCCUUCCUCCCUCUCCUUCCUCCCCGCGCACGCGCAGCCCCUCUCCCCCCUUCACCCCCGCCGCCUCCGCCAUCCAGCCGCCGCGCCGACCACUCCCGAACCCCUCACGCUCGCUGUCCGGUGCGCCGCGAAGGCGGCGCCGGCUCCGGCAGCGCCGGCGAGGCCCAUCCCGCCGCCGAAGCUGGUCCGCUGCCCGGCGCUGGACCGGCAGGCGGCGCGCGCGAGCCGGCUCCGCUUCGCCCGCAAGCUCCUCACCCUGCUCCUCUCCAAGCCGCGCGGCUUCCUCCCGCUCCGCGUCCUCCUCCGCUGCCGCCGCUUCCUCGGCCUCCCGCGCCGCCGCCCGCUCGUCCCCUUCGUCCUCCGCUACCCCACGCUCUUCCGCCUCUUCCAGGCGCCCAUCUCCCGCCCGCUCUCGCCCUCCCUCUCCACCCUCGCCGUCGCGCUCACCCCCGCCGCCCACGCGCUCGCCGCCGACCUCGCCGCCCUGCGCGGGGCCGAGCUCGCGCCCGGACUCGCGGAGAAGGUGCACCGCCUCCUCCUCAUGACCCCCCGGCGCAGCCUCCUGGUGUCCAAGCUCGCGCACAUCGCGCCCGACCUCGGCCUCGCCAUGGACUUCCGCGCCACGCUCUGCCCCCGCCACCCGGACGUCUUCACCUUCGCAAACACCUCCCACGGCCACGCGCUCCUGCUGGUCGACCCGCCGCCGCCGCCUCCUUCACCCCUCCCCCCGCCGCUCCGCCCCGCCGUCCGGCCCGACCGCCUCAUCGACCGGCCGCGGAGGUUCCCGCACCUCCCGCUCCGCCGCGGGCUCAACCUCCGCCGCGCGCACCGGGACUACCUCAUCCGGUUCCACAGCCUGCCCGAGGCUUCCCCGUUCGAGCCGCUGGAGGAGGGCGCGAGCGCGGAGAUGGCGGAGCGGCGGGCGUGCGCGGUGGUGCGGGAGGUGCUGGCGAUGACGGUGGAGAAGAGGACGCUCGUGGACCACCUCACGCACUUCCGGAGGGACUUCGGGCUGCCCAACCGGCUGCGCGCGCUGCUGGUGCGCCACCCGGAGCUCUUCUACGUCAGCAUCAAGGGCGUCCGGCAUUCGGCGUUCCUGGUGGAGGCGUUCGACGACGAGGGAAGGCUUCUCGUGGAGGACGGGAUGCUGGUUGGGAGGGACCGGCUGGAGGAGCUUGUCCGGGAGGGCAAGAAGAUCAGACGGGCUCGAAAGAAGGGUGUUUUUCCGGUUGAUGGCGACAGUGACGAGGAUGAUGAGGAAUAUGAUAAUGUAGCAGAGGGUUCGUCAGAGUUGGAUGGUGAUUUCGGGGACCUGUUUGAAGAAGACAGUGUCGCUGGGGAAGACUGGAAUGAGGUGGGUGAUGGAGGCGGAAUCGAGGGGGAUGGCGACGACGAAGAUGAUCCUGAAGCUGAUGCCAUGGAGGAGUUUUGGGUGAAGAAGGCUGCGGAGGAGGGGCUGGUUGACAGUGGCACCGAGCAUGAUGUUUGGUGA